Messenger RNA from Vidua chalybeata, 4723 nucleotides. It is a transcript of the gene MOV10L1, whose product is annotated as Mov10 like RISC complex RNA helicase 1. Bases 19 to 3567 code for a protein of 1182 amino acids. The transcript is spliced from 27 exons. The record is from RefSeq and is a predicted model, not a curated record. Gene Ontology annotation, molecular function: helicase activity. Lineage: Eukaryota; Metazoa; Chordata; Aves; Passeriformes; Viduidae.
UCGUCGAGGCGCUGCGGGAUGCUCGCUCUCCUCUCUAAGGCGCUCUCCUACGUCUGGAGACGCGCAGAUGACGAAGAUGAGAGAUGGGCGACCUCUGGUGAUAAAGAAUUGAAAAGGGUACAAGGAGUAGUGACAAGACUUUGUCAUGAUUAUGGGAUGAUAGAUGACACAAUAGUCUUCACAAAGGAUGUUGUUACAAAAAAUAUGUUGCUGACUGUUGGACAAGAAGUCACUGCCACUGUGGAAGAGGAUAAAACGUCAGGUGGCCUGAAGGCUGUCGGGGUAGACACCAUCCAGAAUACACAAGAAGACUCCAGUCCUACUUGUGAUGCCUCUGAACUAAAUAAGAAAACACUAAUUGGCAGUAUUACCUCUCUCUCUGUGGAUGGUGGCUAUAUUAAUCAGAAUACAUACUUCGCAAUGCAAGACGUCUGGGAAGAUUUCAAACCUUAUGAAGGAGACUGGGUGCAAGCAAAGUAUUAUAUUAACUCAACAACAUGGAAGACUGAAGCAGUUGCUGUAAGGCCUUUGAGGUAUAAACAAGUAAACAAGGUUCGCAUUUCCAACAUCUGUGGAAGAACUGGGACAGUAGAUGACAGUAUAUUUUUCACUUUGGAUUCACUGAGACUUCCUGAUGGUUACUUACCUCGUAGACAUGAUCUAGUGAACACAAUUGUGGUGGAGAGCAGUCAGUCCUGUUACAUUUGGAGAGCUCUCUGCUUGGUGCCAGUCAGCCAGGAUGGACAAUCUCACUCUAAUGAAGGUAAUGUGGAUGAGCCUUAUGAAGACAUAAUGAGAGACAGAGGAGAGUUGAAAGUAUCAAGAAUGACUGACUUUGGAACUCUGAAGCAAGGGGAAUCUAAAAGAAUGACUGUUUGGAUAGAGAAUAAAGGGAGUGUUCCACAGUCCUUAAUCAGCUGCAGAUUAGCUGGAUGGGUGAAAGACAAGCAAUUCAGUGUUGAGAUUCCUCAAAACUGUGAGAACAGUCCAUCUUUUCCAAUAAAUCAAGAAAACCUCUCAAAAACUGCAAUUAAUUCCUUUAGCAACAGUGGAGGAUCAACAUGUGAGUCAUUGAACCAUACAUCCAUUAUGAAGAAUGGAGUCAUUCCAGAAGGAAUUAAUUUUCAAGAUACAAAUUUAUCAAGGACGAAGGAAAACAAUUCCUUGGUGAAAGAUGAAAAUAUGCAAAAUGGAGAAAGUGAGCAAAAAGACCAUGUGGAGCAACCAGCUAAGCACGGCAGUAUUACUCCAGAAAUUGUGAUACCACCAGGUGAAAAAAUAUUCAUAGUGAUUAUAUGCACAGCUGUGAUUCAUGGACACAGUAAAGAGCUCCUGUUGCUUGGCUUUUCUGAUUUUACUGUUGGCCGCUAUAUUGAAGCCACUGUAACGAAUGAAGAAGAGUUACUUAUAGCACCUGUACAACCUUAUUCUCCAAGAAAGACUAAAAUUAUUCCAGAUUCUCAGCCAAGGAAGACAACAGUGGCUGCCCCUAAACACAAAAGAAAUAAGAGAAGGUGGUGUUCAAACUUUCUCCCGCAUUAUACCAUACCAGAUGAGUUAAGAAAAUGUGUGGAACAGCAUUUAGACAUACUGAACUUUCAGCCCCUCCUAGCAGAGCGUCUUAACCUAGAUAAUUAUAAAGCAAACUUUUCUACUCUUUUAUGGCUUGAAGAGAUCCAAGCAGAAAUGGAUUUAAAAGACUAUUACAUGAGUGGGGUUACUUUAAAAAGGAAUGGGAACUUGUUAGUGCUGGAAGUGCCAGGAGUAGAAGAGGGCAGACCUCGCCUGAUUCCAGGUGAUAAGGUGAUACUGAAAAGUCAAGUCUACUCAGAUCAUAUAAUAGAGUACAUUGCCUAUGUUGCUGAGAUAUGUGAGGAAGAUGUUACUCUUAAGAUUAAUGCCGACUUUGAACAUGCUUACAACUUGGAGCCCAUGGAUGUGGAAUUUGUUCAUUGCAGUAUUCCUAGCAGGCGAUGCCAGUUGGCCAUUCAGCAAGCGCUCUAUCUGGGUGAAAAAGUGUUAUUUCCAGAAAGGCUUGUGUUACAACCACCACAAGCUAUCAAGACCCAGAAUACUACAGACUAUUGUGCUGUUGAUGAUGGCCUUAAACAACCUUCACAGCAGGAAAAUAAGGUCACAAAAAAGCAGAACAAACAGACAAAAGUUGGUGAAACUGUGGCACUUAAACAGAGAGAUGGUGAAUUUUUCAAUCCUGUGCUGAAUGUGCAACAGAAACUGGCAGUGAAAAGGAUACUGAGUGGUGAAUGUCGCCCAACACCUUAUCUUCUCUUUGGACCACCAGGAACUGGAAAAACAGUAACAGUAAUUGAAGCUAUUUUACAGAUACAUUUUGCUCUCCCAGACAGUCGGAUUUUGGUAUGUGCACCAUCAAAUGCUGCAACAGAUCUGAUUUGCUUGCGGCUGCAUCAAAGCAAUCUCUUAAAACCAGGAACUAUGGUUCGAGUUAAUGCUGCCUUCAGGUCAGCAGAGCAAAUUGAUGACAUGGUGAAACCUUACUGCAAAGAUGGUGAUGAUAUUCAGAAGGCAUUGUGGUCCAGGAUUGUAAUUACAACAUGCAGCAGUGCAGGAUUGUUUUAUCAAACAGAUACACGGCUUGGACACUUCACUCAUGUGAUUCUGGAUGAGGCGGGUCAAGCAAGUGAACCGGAGAGUCUGAUUCCUAUUGGGUUGAUUUCAGAAGCUGAUGGACAGAUAAUUCUCGUUGGAGAUCCGAAGCAGUUAGGGCCAGUAAUAAAAUCUAAACUUGCAGAGUCUUUUGGAUUAAGUAUGUCCUUGCUAGAAAGACUGUCAUCAAGAGAGCUGUAUCUGAGAGAUGAGGAUGCUUUUGGUGCCUGUGGAGCAUACAAUCCUUUGCUGAUCACUAAACUCACGAAGAACUACAGGUCACAUUCUGCAUUGCUUGCCUUGCCAUCUAAAUUGUUUUAUCAUAAGGAACUAGAAGUUUGUGCAGAUACCUCAGUAGUGACUUCUUUCUUGAAUUGGGAGAAAUUGCCUAGGAAGGGAUUUCCAUUAAUUUUUCAUGGAAUAAGGGGCAAUGAAACACGUGAAGGUCGCAGUCCUUCGUGGUUUAAUCCAGCUGAAGCAGUUCAAGUAAUGAUGUACUGUUGCCAACUGACAAGAAGUGAAUACUCUGCAGUCCCAGUGACAGAUAUUGGAGUGAUUGCACCAUACCGUAAACAGGUGGAAAAAAUUCGGUUUCUUCUCAGAAGUAUUGAUUUGGAAGACAUAAAGGUUGGCACAGUAGAAGAGUUUCAAGGGCAGGAGUACAUGGUUAUCAUCUUAUCAACCGUGCGAUCUCAGAAAGUCGUAAUUGAUAAUGAAAAACACUCUUUGGGCUUUCUCUGUAACCCAAAGAGAUUUAAUGUAGCAAUUACUAGAGCAAAAGCUUUGCUGAUUGUCGUGGGAAAUCCUCACAUUCUUGUGAAAGAUCCCUGUUUUUGUGCACUGUUAGAAUACAGUUUAAUGAACAGAGUUUAUAUAGGUUGUGACCUGCCUGCAGAGCUGGAACACCUGCAGAAAUUAAACUGCACAUCUGCCUGUAAUUGAAGUUAACAAGAUUUGGUCUGGACUUCAAAGCCAAUUUGCAUUGUCCUGCUGCCUGCUUCUAGAGAUACUGUAAAAUAAGUUACCUUUGUUUCCUCACCAUGAGAAAUGUGAACAGUUCAACAUCGUUUUCCCUCUGUUUCUCAUGUCCUAGUGUUUGUGUCACUCUUUGUAUAUCCAGACAAGAGCAGAGUGCUGCCUGCCUUUAGACAUAGCCUGCUAAGGAGUAACACUUAAUAAGAAUCAGCCUUGCAUGUACCAUACCUGAAGAAACAGUAGUGCCAAGUCUGGUGACAGCGGUUUGAACUGCAUGUCAAUGUGGUCCCAAACAUGUUCCUUCUAUAAAUGAUGUUUCAGAGAGUUUUCAGAGUUGAUUUUCCAUUGAACCACGUGGAAAAAUCAACUCUUACCUCACAACACUGUGGGUGCAUUUUUUUAAAAAUCUCUUGAAUACAGUGAAGUGCUUUAAAAUUGCAUUAUCUCUCUUCUGUUUGUCCCCAGUGCAUUAAACUCGCCAUUAUUUCUUAAAAAAUAAAAUUGCAUUUGUAUCCUAGGAACAACCUGUGUUCCAAAAACUUCAACUUUAGUAAUACCUUGUGCUCUUACUGUAAAAUGAAUUUGCCAUUUCUUUUUUUUUAUGCUGGGAGUUUUUGUACUGCACUUGCAGCUGGAAACCCAUAGCACAUCAGACCUUGCAAUUCACAAGCCUGAGAAUUGUAGAAAUUUGUAUUGAAACAAAACUCCAGAUAAAAUUUGUAUCAGCAAGCCUUCUGCUGAAUCAUAAAACAAUUCUUUUAGGAACUUACCUCAUGCAGUCUGAAGAUAGGGCAUAGAUACAAAGUAAAUUCACUCUUCUCAGUAAUGCCAUUGAAAUUCAGACAUUUUCCUAUACAGGGCUGAGUACUCUAUGCCCAAUGAGGAAUUUAAUUUCAAUUUCUGCCCACCUUGUGGACCUCACAGAGUUUUUGAAACUGUAGAUCUGUUUAAGAGUUUCAACUCUUUUUUCCCUGCAUACCUAUUGUGCAAUAGGUAGGUAUGUAUGCAGAAAGUCCCACAACCUGUGAGGAGGAGGUUAAUGCAGUACCCUGAGUGCUUGUAUGUAAACAUAGACAACUAAUGUAUGUUAAAAGUGUGAAUAAACUCACAAUUUCCAUGCAGA